GACUUUAUGGACGCGUGGUCAAAGGUAACGGCGAAGCGACGGUUGGGAGAUUUCAACUCCCCUCCUCCUAGAUGUAGGUUUGCGUAGUGCGCUCCAGCGCGCAUGUUUGCACCGUUUGGACCGCCUGCAGCGCAACCUGGUGGCGCAACGCCUGAGUAUAAGGUCCGCGGUGGAGCUGAUGUUUUGACCGCAGAGCUGCUCAUCUCUCCCCCCUCUCCCUCUCUCUCUCUGCCUCUUGAGCCCGCACAUGAGGUCCGCUGCUACGUCUCGGUCACGUGGCUCUCCUCAGCGACAGCUUUGCGUUUCUGCGGCUCCUCGGCUCAACCAGCGACGUCGAGGCUGAGGUGUGAGAUGCAGUUCAGAGGGUGCAGCUGGAGGCAAAGUUAUGGCACGGUCCUCCUCGGAAGAAAACCUCCCACAGCAAUUUGUCCCUGCCCAAAACGCUUCUCGGGGACGCGCAACGCCGGAGCGAGAAAACCCCAAAUUACGCAUCAAAGUAAGAUAAUUGAAUUCCGGGCAGAAGCGAGUCGAGGGCAGCAGGAGAUUCCAGUGUGUGGCUCUUCUUGUCAGAUGGCAACCAGAUGACAUCUUCUUGAAGUUCGCCACCUGAGUGUCCCGUGUGUCGCCUCCUGCGCCUGCAGCCUUGAGCUGAGUGAAGGGCGCAAUGCCACAGGUCCGUCCAGCGAGGAGAACAGCUGACUCGCGGCCACGCACGGUGCAAAGAUAAUCUUGAUGCAGCAAUAGUUCCAAGUGCCCCCUUCAGCCAACCGGAGGAUGACACUCACAGAAUAGGACUCCUGACUUAAUUCGUCAUCUCUGGAGCCUGUAGGCAAUCUACCAAAACAGCAUAACAGUGAAACCAAGGCAGCCAUGAACCUGUUCAGGAAGGAUGCCAUUAGCACAAAGAACGAGAAGGAGAAAGAGAUCCAGUAUGAGGACCCUCCAGAUGGUGGUUGGGGCUGGAUGGUGGUGAUACAUUGCUUCCUGGUAAAUAUCCUAGUAAUGGGAACACUGAAGAGCUUUGGAAUCUUCUUCGUGGCCUUCCAAGAUGAGUUUAGAGGCUCAGCAGAGAGCAUCAGCUGGAUUGGUUCCAUCAUGUCGAGCAUGCGCCUGUCUGGAGCACCCAUUGCCUCUGUGGCCUGUGCCAAGCUCGGACCCAGGGUGACCUCCAUCAUGGGGGCAGUGCUGGUUAGCGGAGGCUUCAUCAUGAGCAUAUUCGCGAGCACUGUGGUGUACCUCUACUUCAGCAUGGGACUGAUAGUUGGAAUGGGUUUCGCUCUACUGUACCAAUCCUUCUCGGUGGUCACAGCUCUGUACUUCCGAAAGAGGUUAGCAACAGCGUAUGCGAUCGGACGUUCUGGGAUGGGCUUGACCUUCGCCCUCGCCCCGUUUACUCAGCUGCUCCUGAACCAAUAUGCUUGGCAAGGGGCGAUGCUUAUUCUCGGUGGUCUAAUGCUGAACCUGGUGGCCACUGGGAUGCUUCUGCGACCCAUUAAUGUAAAGCCUCCUGUGUCAAAUGCUACCUCUUCUCCCAUCCAAAAGAGCCCAGCGGUUUCCCUCAAGAGCUCCUCAGAGAAGGAAUACACCAAGAGCUGCUUGAAUGGCUCUUCUCACAUAUCCAAUGGCCUUUCCAAAUCAGACUCAUCCCCUCCCCUACCUCCCACUCUCAGGGACACUGAGAACCUGGGGGGCCAAUGUACUCAGGGACCCCAGGACCAGUCAGCGAAACCUGAACUUACCAGACUGGUCCUCGGUGGUGUGAAUGGCCAUGAGCCUCACCGUGACUUGGGUCUUUGUAAACCCACUACUCCAGACAGCUCAGCCGAACUCAAUGGCAGCAUGAAUGGGUCCACCAUUGUUGGACAUCCCUCGCAUGCCAGCACUCCCAGUGAGGUGACAGUCACAAAAGCCAAAGUACUGGAUUUCUCCCUGCUAAAGGACCCGUUCUUUUGCAUCUACACUUGGUCGGUGGUCUUCAGCCAGCUGGCCUACUUCAUCCCUUAUUUCCACCUGUCUGCCCGAGCCAGAACCCUGGGCAUCAAUGCCAUGGAUGCUUCGUUUAUCAUCUCUGUGGCAGGUAUCACGGAGACCAUCGCCCAGCUAGCCUCGGGCUGGGUGACGGACAGGAACCUGUUUCAUAAAUACCACUUCCACAAAGCCUACCUGAUCCUCUGUGGCCUGGUCAACCUGCUGUCCCCACUGGCCGACUCCUACAUCCUGCUGAUGGUUUACGGCGUCUUCUUUGCUGUCUUCUGUGGCGGCUACAUGGCCCUGCUGCUGCCUGUUCUAGUGGAUCUUGUGGGGUCGGAGCAACUCAACAACUCCAUGGGCUUCUCCAUGUUCUUCGUUGGCCUGGGUUGCCUCACGGGACCUCCGCUAGCAGGGUUCCUGUACGACUACACUCAGACUUACGACUGUUCUUUCUACCUGGCUGGGUUCUGCUAUCUGCUCUCCUCCCUCUCCCUGUUCCUGGAGCCACUGGCCCAGCGCUGGACGGCCAGGAAGAAAGUGGCCCAGACCAACAGAGCGGAGAGCGGCUGUAAGACCAAUGGCUGCUUCACCCUCGACCGCCUUCAGAACGGCGUUGUGUAGGAAUAAAACCCAGGGAAAUGCUCACGACUCGCAGUGGGCCUGCACACGUUGGACCACGGACUGCAGCUUAAAGUCGGGCCCCAAGUGACUCGGCCCGGGGAGGAGAAGAAUAUGACCACAGUAGCAUGGAGUCUAAAAACAACCAGUAGUUGAGAUGUUAGUGAGAGAUGAUUAUGUUGAACUUUUAAAAAGCCAAAAUUGUUUGAGUCAAACUGCAAAAUAUUUCAUCCCCUAUUCUUUUUUAUAUCAGUUCUACAUGCAUCAAAGCAGAAGGCAGUCCCCUGAAGAUGACAUGAAUGCAAACACAUAUCCACGAUGGAAGACUUUUCACAUGAUUUUCUUAGAAGCCUUUACCUGUAUCUGUAAACGUGAACUCACUGAUAUGCACUUUGGGCCAAGUUGUGAUUAUGCUGCAUGAAAUAUUCUCUGACCUUCAACUUACAGAUAGUUAAAUUACUGAACAACUACAUAAUUGCUUUCUGCCUCUAUUGCACAAUGUGUAAUUUUCCUCUAGAAAGCAGUAUUUGAUUUGGUAAUUUCACUUAGAAGAAAAAAUGUAUCUCUUGUCCACAACAAAUUAUUGUGGGCACAGGAGUGGCAUUUAGAGGUGUAUACUCAUAUUCUUGUAUUUAUAUCGUUAUUAAUGAAUGUUCUGGACUCUCGUUUGCCUGUCGGCGACUCACAUAGACUCACUAUUCAGACUUUGGAUUAUUUGGAUGAACUUUCUCCCCCAUUGAAAUGAUUAGGUCUUUAAACAUUUUAUAUUUCUCAUCAACCCCUUCAGACUCAUCACACUAAUAUAUUAUUUGUGCUUCAUCAUGUUAGUUUAGCUUUUUCAUACUUUUUAGUUUUUCUAGGAGUUGAUUUUUUUUUCCACUCCAUUGUUGAAGAGAUUUUUUGGAACCAUUGAGGCUAGUGACAUUGACCUCUGCCACUGGGACAUUCAAGGGAAGUGCUUUCACGUGAAGUUACACUUUCACCACUUUAAACCCUCGUAAUAUUAAGUGACUUUUAUCUCUAACCUGAACCGAGAGCGCAGCUGCUUUCGAAGUCAGUGCUUAAAUAUUGUAUAUACUGAUACUUAAAGUGCUUGUAGUCAGUGCACACACUUCGACCUUGGCUGAAAUUAAAUUCCAGCAUUGUACAUUUCAACAAUGUCAGCUGAAAUGUCAAACUAUAAAAAGAAAAAAUCUGUGAAAUUGUGAGUGAUUUCAUCUUUUACAUUUUGACAUUUCAGCUUUCAGUUGAAACACAUUUUAGUUGCUUUAGUAGGAAACAGAAGAAACUGACAUCUCAGCUGCUAACACUGCACUAAAUUGAUGAUGAAAUUUCAAAAAGUUUUCAACCAUCACACGUUACAGUUUACAAAUCAUUGCAUCUGCAGUUUUUAUAGUCAAGUGAGCACACUCCACCUUCUCCAGACAUUUUGAUAUUGAAUUAAAACCUCAAUUGUGACCUUUUUUAUUUUUUUUAAAUGCUGCAUCCAGAAACUGCUCCUUUUGUGGGUCAGUAAUGUUAUUACGCAUUUAAAAAGCUUUGUGCCAAUAUUGUUGACUUGGCAGCACCUGCUGAUGAGAAAAUGCUCACGUCUGGCUCAUCGCUUGUGAGCUGUGCAAACGCACACAGAGAAAGAUGUUUCUUUUGACAGCACGCACAAUAAUUUUAACUAUAGCAAAGAUACUGCAGCUCCUGAAGGAAGAACCCUGUUUGGUGGUGGUGUAGUUUUUGUUUGUUUGUUUUAUUUUUCUGAUGUUUUUGAUCUCAGUUGAAUCGUUUUGCAGAUGUUCCCCGUACAAAUGCAUGGGGGCCCAAACUGACUGUUGCCCAGCCUUUACAGUGCCUUUAGGCAGCCAGUUAAUGGCAAUGCAAAUUGUAUUUUUAUUUUGUAUGUACAUGGGAGUCUAUUGGUUGUUGGAUCUUUAUAUAUAUAUAUAUAUAUAUAUAUAUAUAUAUAUAUAUAUAGUAUACGCAUUUGUGUUGUCAGAGGAUUUCCUGUUUUUCACCAGUUUGCCUUACAAGGUACUGUGUCGUAUCUUUAUUAACUUCCUGUGAUGUCAGCCAAAGACACAUGAGAAACCUACCGACAACUUGAAGCUUGGAUUUCAUGAUAUUGGACAGUUUAUAUAAUUUAAAACACUGUUUUAAAACACCAUCCAUCACCAUCCAUCAGUCAGUCAUGUCCAAGUCUUGAUUUAGGGACGGCCCACAAUCCAGAGGUGGACGUUUUGUUACAGUGCCCUCUUGUGGCACAGAGAGGCAUCUACUCAAAGAAUGCCAUCUCAAUUAGUACCAAAUUAUUCCCCCUCAGCUCACUUUCACAAUACUGAGCAAGGCUCUUUGUAUUGUUUCAAUAACGACAGUCAUGCACGAAAGCUCUUUUAGGCUCACGGGUGUCAUUCGCCUCCAGUAUGCUUUCGUGAUUUAGGGCCUCUGUAUAUUUUGUACCAUAUCAAUCUUUUAUGAAAAUGAUUCGAUGCUUUAAAAGUAGAUAGUUUGGGGAUUAUUUUAAUUUUUAGUUAUCUGAGUUGCGUUAAGGAACUGUAUGUUUGAGCAAUAGUCUUCGUUUGCUCUUUGGUGAUGUCUCAAACAUCACUGUUAAGAAAGUCUGUUCUGUUUGAUGACGUUGGAUCCCAUUUUUCUUCUUGCAGCAAAUGCAUUUAUGGGCGAAAAGCACUGUUUUGUCACAACUCUUACUCCGGGAUUUGUUAUCUGAUUUAAGAAUAGAAAAUAUGCUUAACCAAUCAUAGAUAUCCUGUCCCAAGCCUUGUAACGGUGCGCACUCGGCUAUAAUAAAUUGACGCGUAACUCUG
Scophthalmus maximus (turbot) is the source of this 5402-nucleotide messenger RNA. It is a transcript of the gene slc16a4, whose product is annotated as solute carrier family 16 member 4. The record is from RefSeq and is a predicted model, not a curated record. Gene Ontology annotation, biological process: transmembrane transport; monocarboxylic acid transport. Lineage: Eukaryota; Metazoa; Chordata; Actinopteri; Pleuronectiformes; Scophthalmidae. Gene Ontology annotation, molecular function: monocarboxylic acid transmembrane transporter activity. The transcript has 11 exons. The coding region runs from base 871 to 2592 and encodes 573 amino acids.